Peronospora matthiolae is the source of this 1299-nucleotide messenger RNA. NCBI's taxonomy places the organism in Eukaryota, Oomycota, Peronosporomycetes, Peronosporales, Peronosporaceae. The record is from the annotation of a GenBank genome assembly.
AUGACCCCCGCGGCGGAUAUCCCGCAGGCGGCGAGACCCGCCACAUGCGGAGAGGAUGCAGAGCGCCAGUCGACAGCAACGGGCACAGAUCAAGGCGGCGGACCGGCGACGCCACCCGAGGAGCAGCUAACCGCGACCCAGCAGUUGUUGGCCAGGAUAGCGGCUGGUCAGGAGACGCUCGCCGGGAUGAAACGGCGCAGGAAGCAGGAGCUGAAGGCCGCACGCGAGAAGGAUCCCCGACCGGACUUGGACCAGUUCGAGACGCGUGCCGUGUUCCAGAAGAGGGCCAAGAAAGGCAAAGACCGGCUGGGGCUGAGACGGGUGUCGCGGAAGAAGUCCUGGCUGAAGAAGCCGAAGCGAAGUGGGUGCUUCGUGAUAGGCGGACCAAAAUGGCCACCAGCAGCCCCGGUCAAAUUGACGGAGGAAGACGAAGACGACAGCGACGCGGAAGGAGAUGACGGAGACGGCGACUACGACUUUGGCGGAGGCGAAGACGCGCAAGACGACGGCGACGGCGAAGACGAAGAAGGAAGCAACUACGACCACAUCGAGGAGGACGACGGCGGAGAGGCGAGCGGAAGAGAAACUGCGACGGAGACGCCCGGGCCGACGGCGGAACAGCAGGACAACCAAGCCCAGAGUGCCACGCGCCAGUGGUUGAUCGACCACGUGCCUGUGGGCGAGGCGGUACCGUGGCCUGCGGACAUCCAACGGACGCUCACGAUGUUGAACCCGGACAACAUAUCGUUCCGGAUGGACGGUGCGCGGGAGGAGAAAUGCGGCUGCGAACGAAGAUGUUUUCUUGGUUGGUGCAAGAAUGCCCGCGAGGCGCAAGUGUGUAAGGCCGAGACCUGUUCGGUAGGGGCCAAGGGUUGUGAGAACCGGUUCCGUCAGCGACGGCUGACCCUGAAGCGGACCGACAUGGGGUUGGGGGUGUUCGCAGCCCGCUCGAUCCGAGCGGGCGACGUCGUGUGCCAGUACUACGGGAAGUACGCACAUGAAGUAUCCCCGUACGCCCAUUACACGAUCGAGCUGACGGAGAGGGACGCCAACGGGCGGCGAGUGUAUGUGUGCGCUGAGGACUGCGGCUCGAUCGCGCGGUUCGUAGCACACGCCUGCCAGCCAAACACCAAUUUCUUGGAAGUGAGAGGGAUACGGAGGCCGAUCAUAACCCUCUUGGCGCAGGUCGACAUUCGGAUCGGGACAGAGAUCACGGUGGACUAUACCGGGGCGACAUGGGAGGCGUUGUGGUUCCAGUGCCAGUGCGCCGUCCAUCAAGCCCAAGACGCGACAACGUAG